Molecule: messenger RNA, 529 nt
Organism: Microplitis mediator
Lineage: Eukaryota; Metazoa; Arthropoda; Insecta; Hymenoptera; Braconidae
Exons: 3
Coding region: 129-437 (102 amino acids)
Source: RefSeq, a predicted model, not a curated record
UUUUGUACGUUCAUUAUCUAGUAAUUAGCUGUCUGGACUAGACCUUGACGUCAAACUCUUUUGUCAACUUGGAAUUUGCCACGUGGAAAAUUUUAAUAUUUAAAAAUUUCUUUUAUUAAUUAAAAAUAAUGAAUAAUUUUGUGAUAAUAAUAAGUGUCUUAUUUUUUUGUGCAAUUGUACACGCACAAAACUCAAUGAAUGAGACUGAAAAUUGUUUAGAAAUUUGUAAAAAUGAAACAAUAAAACAUUCAAUUAUGAAAAGAGACAGAUUUUCAGAUGCAUAUGCCGGAUUACUUGAAUUAAUACAAAAAGUAAUCGAUGCAAUCUCGGACAUUAUUAAAUACACACCAGAAGCUACAGAGAACUUCCUCAAGGAAUUUAUCGAGAAUGCCUUGAAAUCUUUACAAGAAAAAAUAUCACCCGAAGAACGCAAGUAAUUUAAGGCGUGACUUUGUAUCGUAAAAUUUUUUGUAAAAAUGAAUAAAAUUUAAAUAAAUUGUGUCACAUUAAUUGAUAUUCAAAAUUACUU